GCCUCCCACCUUUUUGCCGCGGAGUUUCCCAGUUUAGGCACACUUCACCCUGAGUUCAUUCUAAACUGGGAGGGGAUGGGCCAAUACAAAAACUGAUUCACAGCUGAAAAAUGUGUCACUUCAGAGUGUAAUGAGUUAGAAGAACAGACACAUGGGCACCAGAGGCAUUUGCUGAGGCUUUUUCCAGAAUCACCCAGAAGGGCAGUUUCUCUGAAGAAUCAUUUUGUUUCAUCUUCUUUGGAUCUGGACAUAUUACUCAGUCAUAUUUGACUACAGCUGUCCAGGACUGACAGAAAACCUGGUGGAGUGUUUUGUUCUUUCAAAACCACAGGAGAUAUCCUCAGUGUUUGUGUCAGACUGUGGCCGUGUCGACUGACAGACUGAGCGGCAUGUCAAAAGAGGUGAAGCCACAGAGCGUGGAGCUGUGUCCUCUGGGCACGGCAGCUGCCCCUGAGCAGGAGCUGCUGUGUAUCUUUGGGACGGGGGACUUAGGGCGCUCUCUGGGCCAGCGUCUGCUCCAGAAUGGCUACAGAGUGGUGUACGGCAGCCGCAGACCUCACAGCUGUGGCCCCUUGCCUCAGGGAGCUCAGGUGAUGAGCCAUGCAGCUGCAGCCCAGUCAGCCAGUCUGGUGUUUAUUUGUAUCCACAGAGAACACUACAACUUUCUGGAGAUGCUUGCACCUCAACUGAGGGGGAAGGUGCUGGUGGAUGUCAGCAACAACCUCAAGAAGAAUCUAUACCCAGAGGCCAAUGCUGAGUAUCUGCAGAGGCUGAUUCCUGAAUCGCAUGUGGUGAAAGCCUUUAACACCUUGUCUGCCUGGACCGUGCAGAACGGACCCUCAGAUGCCAAUAGACAGGUGUACAUGUGUGGGAACAGUGCUGAGGCAAAGCAAGCAGUGGCAGAAGUGGCCACCAAGCUGGGCUUCAGUGUUCUGGACCGGGGGUCUCUGUCAGCAGCCAGAGAGCUGGAGGACUUCCCCCUGCAGCUGUUCCCAGAGUGGAGGCUGCCGCUAAAGCUGGCGAUCGGCCUCACCACCUCCCUCUUCUUCUACGUGCUUAUUAGAGAUGUCAUCUAUGCGUAUGUUGAACAGAAGAAAGACAUCUCUUUCAGAAUCAUGGUGUCCCUGGCUAACAAGGUGUGUCCCAUUGUGUCUCUCAUCAUGUUGUCUCUGUGUUACCUACCUGGUAUAAUAGCUGCUGUCUUCCAGCUCUACAGAGGAACCAAGUACAGGCGAUUCCCUGACUGGUUGGACCGCUGGAUGCUGUGCAGGAAACAACUGGGACUGGUAGCACUUGGCUUUGCCUUUCUACAUGUGCUUUAUACUCUCAUCAUCCCCAUACGAUAUUAUGUGAGAUUCAAGAUUGCUGCAAGUACCAUUUCAAAGAUCAAGGAAAACAAAACGGCAGUGUUUGACACCACCACAGCCUGGCGCAGUGACUCUUACCUUUCUAUGGGGAUUCUGGGAUUCGGCCUGUAUGUCCUGUUGGGAAUAAGUUCUCUCCCUUCAGUCAGCAAUGCUCUCAGCUGGAGGGAGUUCAGCUUCAUACAGUCCAAGCUUGGCUACCUCACCUUGUUCUUCUGCACCUUUCACACCUACUUGUACGGCUGGGACAAGUUUCUUCGCCCGUCUUCCUACAAGUGGUACAUUCCUCCAGCCCACAUGCUUGCUCUGGUGGUGCCUUCUGUAGUGCUGGUGCUCAAGCUGCUGCUCCUCCUGCCCUGUGUGGACCGCAGCCUCACCCGCAUUCGACAGGGAUGGGAGAGGACUGAACCAGAUGACAAUAGCAAGAAAACAUUGCUACCAUAGGACUGUAACAAUUAGACACACACACAUACACAAAGACCAUGCACAGAAAUCACAGAUACAGAGGCACCACGGUGACUUGCCUUGCAAGAGUUUUAUGAUCAGGUAACCCUAGCUCAAUGUUUUUAAUGUCAUAAAUCCACUUUACAGUUACACCUAUUGUUCUGCUCUCAACAGAGAAAUUAGACUGAAACUCUUGUCACCGUCUCCUUGCACAACCAUGUUGGAAUUGUUCCAUUUUGCAAACAUAUUAUAUGAUAUAAUGCUAUGUAUCUAACUCACAAAUGCUCAACUUUGGUGUAUUUUCCUUUACAUCAUCCAACUCUGAUUUUUAUUUGCACCUUUGUGCAUCUCAUUUUUUUUUAAAUCUUUAUGACUUAUGUUUAUUGGAUUUAUUUUUCAUCCACUUCUGUACAUUUUUACUCGUGGAUUUGGUUCUCACAGUAUUUUCAUUCUCCGUAAUUAAUGUUCCAAUAUGUAAAGUGUAACCACUGUUAAAUGCUCUUGAAACUAAACUUCAGUGUGACUGAA
Messenger RNA from Thunnus maccoyii (southern bluefin tuna), 2336 nucleotides. Its product is annotated as metalloreductase STEAP4-like. Gene Ontology annotation, molecular function: cupric reductase (NADH) activity; ferric-chelate reductase (NADPH) activity. Gene Ontology annotation, biological process: copper ion import. NCBI's taxonomy places the organism in Eukaryota, Metazoa, Chordata, Actinopteri, Scombriformes, Scombridae. The record is from RefSeq and is a predicted model, not a curated record. The transcript has 10 exons. The coding region runs from base 390 to 1808 and encodes 472 amino acids. Gene Ontology annotation, cellular component: endosome; plasma membrane.